Messenger RNA from Anopheles gambiae (African malaria mosquito), 2157 nucleotides. RefSeq names its product RYamide receptor. The record is from RefSeq and is a predicted model, not a curated record. Gene Ontology annotation, cellular component: membrane. The transcript has 8 exons. NCBI's taxonomy places the organism in Eukaryota, Metazoa, Arthropoda, Insecta, Diptera, Culicidae. Gene Ontology annotation, biological process: G protein-coupled receptor signaling pathway. The coding region runs from base 310 to 1995 and encodes 561 amino acids. Gene Ontology annotation, molecular function: neuropeptide Y receptor activity.
AUCCUUUGAAAAGUGGCAAAGUGGUAACCUGUAAGUGUUCGGUUCAAUAGCGAGAGCCUUCCCGGAAAAUGGAAGAAAAUGUCCGGUAAUCCCUUGGCAACCGCACACCGCACCAUCGACCCCGGUCAAUGGAUAAACCGAACGUGCAAGCUUUAUUAAUUAACUAGCGAAAGGAUUACUAAUUAGUGAUUGACAAAGCAAAGCAGAAAACACGGGGAAAGAGCGAGAAAGCCCCAUCCUUGCUGCAAAACAAACAGCCCCGUGCUGCGAUUGAUUCCGAACCAAAGCUGGACAAGCCAAAAAGCAAUCAUGCAGGCAACGGACAUUACCGCAUAUCACACCGCUUACAACUACACCCUCAAUCAGUCGGACGUACGGAUUGUGUUGGAGGAUGAAAAUCUGUACAAAGUCCCGAUUGGCCUGCUGGUGCUGCUGUCCCUGUUUUACGGCACCAUCAGCAUACUGGCGGUGAUAGGCAACUCGCUCGUCAUCUGGAUCGUCCUCACCACCAAGCAGAUGCAGACGAUCACGAACAUGUUCAUCGCCAAUUUGGCGCUGGCCGACGUCACCAUUGGCGUGUUUGCCAUCCCGUUCCAGUUCCAGGCGGCCCUGCUCCAGCGCUGGAAUCUGCCCGAGUUUAUGUGCCCGUUCUGCCCGUUCGUGCAGCUGAUCAGCGUGAACGUGUCGGUCUUCACGCUGACGGCCAUCGCGGUGGAUCGGCACCGGGCCAUCAUUAAUCCGCUCAGAGCUCGGACGUCGAAAAACAUCUCCAAGUUUGUCAUCAGCACCAUAUGGAUGCUGUCCUUUGCGCUGGCCGCACCGAUCCUGUUUGCGCUGCGAGUACGCCCAGUGUCCUACAUUGCGCUCGGCGGCAUGAACGAAACGUACACAAACAUUACCGUCCCGUUCUGUAAGGUGGUCAACUUUGAGCAUGGGGAAAUUCAGCUCUACCGGUACGUGCUCGUGCUGGUGCAGUACUUUGUGCCGCUGUUCGUCAUCAGCUUCGUUUACAUACAGAUGGCCCUGCGGCUGUGGGGCUCCAAGACGCCCGGCAAUGCGCAGGACUCGCGUGACAUUACGAUGCUGAAGAACAAGAAGAAGGUUAUCAAAAUGCUGAUUAUCGUGGUGGCACUGUUCGGCGUCUGCUGGUUUCCGCUGCAGCUGUACAACAUCCUGCACGUGACGUGGCCGGAAAUCAAUGAAUAUCGCUUUAUCAACAUCAUUUGGUUCGUGUGCGAUUGGCUUGCGAUGAGCAACAGCUGCUACAAUCCGUUUAUCUACGGCAUUUAUAACGAAAAGUUUAAGCGCGAGUUCCGCAAACGCUACCCGUUCAAGCGCGACCAAACGUACAACCACAACCACGAGUCGGACAAAACGUCAUCGAUUUUUACGCGCGUCAGCUCGGUCCGGUCGACGUACGCCACCUCCUCGAUACGGAACAAGCUGAGCACGAACCGGUACUCGGGAUCGAAGCAGCUGCCGGCACAGUUCAAAUUUCCACCCGCUGGGCAUCACUUUCCGCACCACCCCGUGGGCGGUGGCCAUCUGCACGAGCUGUCCUUCGGCGGGCCAAGGAAAGGUGCCGGUGAGGGUUUGAGCGUCACUAGCGGUACCGUUACGACCAACUUUGGGCAAAACCGGCCCCCCAGCUGGGAGCAACGGAUGGAAGAACCACGGCAGAACGAGCACGAUAAGCUGAUUGUAUCUUCCGCUGCCAGCCUAGAUCAGCAGCUAGCGUCACGUCAGCUCACCGAAGACAGUGUCGGUCCGUCCGAUGGCAUCGGAAGCCGGAUAGGAGCGGCCAGACGGAACGGGUCCGCGCGAGAAUCCACCAGCACCGUCCGGAUGGCGCUGAACCAUCCCCACCCGGACAGUGGUGGCGAGAGUGGUGGGGACGGUGAGCCUAAUCGAGCACAUUCGAACGGUACAGCUGACGCCAAGGGUGGUCAUUUGUACUGUAAUGAUUUGGAGCAGCUCGGCCCGUACUUUGACUGAGCGGACUGAGCCAAUUGGAGAGAAAUAGAGAAAGAGGGAGAAAAAACUUACAUUGUAAAAUCGAUCGUUUUAUUGAUACUUUAAGUACAAAACGAGCAAUGUGUAUUAACUGUGAGCUGUUUGCAUUUAAACGAGUUUAAAUAAAGCUAAGAUUCCACACAA